GGUCAGGGUGAGGGGGUCCCGGACCGGCUUCUGAGGAGGAAGUCACGUGGGGCCUGGGCUCACAUGACCGGCCGCGAGAUGGACCGGCAGCUUCCCGCUGAGGCGGCGGCUGCUACGGCUGCGGACCUCGCGACGGCAGACUCACCAAAGCCUCAGGUAACCGAGCCCAGGGAGCCAGAUUCAUUUCGAAUGCAGAUGCCUCAAGGGAACCCGUUACUGCUCUCUCACACCCUCCAGGAGCUGCUGGCUAGGGACACUGUGCAGGUGGAGCUUAUUCCUGAGAAGAAGGGCCUCUUCUUGAAACACGUGGAGUAUGAAGUUUCAAGCCUGCGCUUCAAGUCUUCCGUGUACAGAAGGUACAAUGACUUUGUGGUCUUCCAUGAGAUACUGCUACAGAAGUUCCCCUAUCGAAUGGUGCCGGCACUUCCACCCAAGAGAAUGCUGGGAGCUGACAGAGAGUUCAUUGAGACCAGACGGAGAGCUUUGAAACGCUUCAUUAACCUAGUGGCCCGGCAUCCCCCUUUCUCAGAGGAUGUGGUCCUGAAGCUGUUCCUCUCAUUCAGUGGCUCGGAUGUGCAGAAUAAACUGAAGGAAUCAGUCCAGAGUGUUGGAGAUGAAUUCAUGAUUUUUAAACUGGCUACUCGAGCCAAGGACUUCCUCCCAGCUGACAUUCAGGCACAAUUUGCUGCCAGUCGAGAACUGAUCAGAAAUAUCUAUAAUAGCUUCUAUAAGCUUAGAGAUCGGGCUGAGAGGAUUGCAUCCCGAGCCAUUGACAAUGCUGCUGACCUCCUCAUAUUUGGGAAAGAAUUAAGUGCUUUAGGAUCUGACACAACACCACUUCCCUCCUGGGCCACAAUGAAUAAUAGCACAUGGGGGACCCUAAAACAGGCCUUAAAAGGCCUUUCUGUUGAAUUUGCACUGCUAGCUGAUAAAGCUGCACAACAGGGUAAACAGGAAGAGAAUGAUGUGGUGGAGAAGUUGAAUCUCUUCUUGGAUUUGCUCCAGUCCUAUAAAGAUCUCUGUGAGAGACAUGAAAAGGGUGUGCUUCACAAGCACCAGCGAGCAUUGCACAAGUACAGCAUGAUGAAGAAGCAAAUGAUGAGUGCUACAGUACAGAAUCGGGAGCCAGAGAGUGUGGAACAGCUGGAGUCCCGAAUUGUGGAGCAAGAAAAUGCAAUUCAGACAAUGGAACUCCGGAAUUAUUUCUCCUUAUACUGCCUACAUCAAGAGACCCAGCUUAUUCAUGUCUACCUGCCUCUUACUUCACACAUCUUAGGAGCCUUUGUCAACUCUCAGAUACAAGGCCACAAAGAGAUGAGUAAAGUUUGGAAUGAAUUGAAGCCCAAGUUAAGCUGCCUCUUUGCAGGACCCAACAACAUGCCAACACCACCACGAUCACCACAGGAGGGCGAUGUGUUUUCUCAUUAGUUCCUGGAGAGAACUGCCAGGGUUUUAGGCAGUGCUAAGAGUACCCUUUCAGCCUUACUAAAACAUAUCAUCAAACUGUGUCAUUGUGCAUUUCCCUUAAAACAGUAGCUGCCACUCUCUGGUGCUCACAGAUGUUUGGACUGACUGGAACCUGAGCAGAAGACCCCAAUUCAGUGGUAAAUGAUAAGCCUGAGAUUUCAGUUUCCUGUCUUGUCCUCUACUCGUAUUCCUUCAUUUCAUAGUGCUCAGAGGCAAGAUUGAGAAACCACUUACUGUAGGGUACUUUGGGGAGGAAAGCAAAUGCUCUUCUAUGCUGUGGGCUGAAGAGCCACUCAGUGGUGGUUGGUAAUUCCCUUUCUUUUUACAUCCACCUUUUCCCUCCACCACCUCCUUAUAUGCACUCUGAUUUCCUCUCUGGCAGUGGGAAGCAGUAGAUGUGUUCUAUGAAAGGCAAUUCUCCUAGUCUCCAGAAAAGCUGGGAGAUUAAGGAUGACAUUCAUGUAAGUGAACUUGUCUGUGAGUGAAUAUGUUAGUCCCCUGAAAACAGCUGUUUAAUCUUUUGAGGGGACAGAUAAAAUUAAUCAGAAUCAUUGGAUUUCUUUGCCUUCUAGGGGUCAGGAUUAACUGAACAGAUGAGUAAGCAUGAGAAGAGGGUGAAGUUCACAUAUGUAACAGGUUUAUUUCAGUGCAGUCAUACCUUUUUGGUUGAAAUAAUGUUAAUUUUUUUGGUUUUUUCCAAAAUGAGUUUUCAGUGAAAGGUCUAAAAAGUAAUUAUUUAAUGCUAUUGAACACUCUUGCCUUACACUAGGACUUUUCAAUUUCUGUGUGUGUGUGUGUGUGUGUGUGUGUGUGUGUGUGUGUGU
This is a messenger RNA of Dromiciops gliroides (monito del monte), 2291 nucleotides long. RefSeq names its product sorting nexin 8 (gene SNX8). The transcript has 11 exons. Gene Ontology annotation, biological process: retrograde transport, endosome to Golgi. The record is from RefSeq and is a predicted model, not a curated record. Gene Ontology annotation, molecular function: phosphatidylinositol binding. Bases 64 to 1428 code for a protein of 454 amino acids. NCBI's taxonomy places the organism in Eukaryota, Metazoa, Chordata, Mammalia, Microbiotheria, Microbiotheriidae.